Messenger RNA from Biomphalaria glabrata, 5745 nucleotides. RefSeq names its product lipoma-preferred partner homolog. The record is from RefSeq and is a predicted model, not a curated record. Gene Ontology annotation, cellular component: stress fiber; focal adhesion. Lineage: Eukaryota; Metazoa; Mollusca; Gastropoda; Planorbidae. Bases 197 to 1555 code for a protein of 452 amino acids. Gene Ontology annotation, biological process: cell-cell adhesion. The transcript is spliced from 12 exons.
UAUUCCUUUUAUGGGAGGGAUUUCCGGGUUAUCUUCCAACAUAGAGACGAGUAAUCUGGAAAACAAACUAGACACGACUAAUCUAGGACUAGAGUCUAGAUUAGAUCUAAAUCUAGAACUAAAAUCUAGAUAGAUAAAUAAGGCAUAGUUACAAUUCUACCAGAUUUCUACAGAUAACUGUUCAACAAGUAAAUUAAUGGCUUAUCAGAACAGAGACUAUAGCCCAAUGGGCAUGCAGAAAGUACCUCCGGGAACUGCUCCUAAGCCAUACGUUCAAGGGCCUCAAAUGUAUAGGGCUGUAGGAGGGACAGUGUAUCACUCUGUUAAUGUAGAGCGCUACCCAGAAGAGCCAGGAGGUUUCCCCCCUCCCCCACCACUGGAGACUGCCCACAAGUAUGGCUAUGGACAAGAAGAAGACUUUCCUCCACCGCCGCCACCAGCCCCACCUCAGGCCUAUGUUGAUGAUGACAGUCAUACCUACUCCAAUGUUUACAGCGGUGAGGCUAGGUUUAUGAGGACUGAGGACUACAGGCCACCUGACUACAAUUCAGUGGUGCCAGGACCUGUAAAAAAUAAAACUGCCCCCAAAGUAUCCACAUAUUCCAAUUAUCCCCAAGAGUCCAACUAUGCCAACAUUCAAAUUAACAUUGCACCACCAACUCCUACAAACAAAGAUUUUGGCUAUGCUGAUAAUAAAUUUGAACAAAUCGGACAAAGAAACUCAAGCUCAGCUGAGAGCUAUCGUGUUGGUGGUGGCCAAGUUUCAAAAUCCUACGAAAGAGAAAGAGCAGUCCCAGGACCUAUGGUCCCUACAGGUUAUCAGAUGGCCAGUCCAGGCCCGGGUCCUGCUACCACUAAACAGAGCAAACUAGAGAAGGAAGCUGAAGUUGACGCUCUAACUGAUCUUUUGAUGAAAAACAUGACCUCUGUUACUGAGGACAAAGACUACUGGGGAAUGUGUGGACGUUGUGGGAACUCAGUAUCUGGAAGUGUCAAUGCUUGCUCAGCCCUGGACAAUGUGUUUCACAUUGGUUGCUUCACAUGUGUGGGAUGCAAUGCUGCAUUACAAGGGAAAUCAUUUUUUGCCAUGGAGACAAAACCAUACUGCGAGGCUUGCUAUAUUAACUCAUUGGAAAGAUGUUCUGUUUGUUCUAAGCCUAUUACAGACAGAUUGUUGCGGGCAACUGGCAAACCUUACCACCCUGAUUGCUUCACCUGUGUGGUAUGUGGGAAGUCUCUGGAUGGAAUACCUUUUACAGUGGAUGCCACCAAUCAGAUCCAUUGCAUUGAGGAUUUUCAUAAGAAGUUUGCCCCACGUUGCUGUGUCUGUCAACGACCUAUCAUGCCCCAGGCUGGCCAAGAUGAAACUGUCCGUAUCGUGGCAAUGGAUAAAUCAUUCCACGUGGAUUGUUACCGCUGUGAGGACUGUAACUGCCAGUUGAGCUCAGAAGCUGAAGGUCGUGGUUGCUACCCAUUGGACGAUCACAUUCUGUGCAAGAACUGCAAUGCUAAGAGAAUCCAAGCUUUAACAACCAAAAUGUCAACUGAACUGUAGAUUUCUUGUGCUGUUUUAUGAUAAUACACACACUAAGAAAGAUCUAGGAAUACUAUUGCAUUUACAAGUUUAAAACUAUGUUGAAACAAUUUUACUAUUGUAGUACUAAAAAAAAUGCUUUGUUCUGCACAAUGUUAUUUUAAGCAAAUUAUUGUACUUUUUUUUUUAUAUAGAAAAUUAUAUCAAACUAUAUAGAAUUGAACACUAUAUGUUCUAUGUACUUUUAUUACACAUAGGACUUGAAGUUUAUCAAGUAAUUAUUAGAUCUAGAAGGAAAGAGACUUUAAUUUUGAAACAUUUUAACCGCUCAUUUUUUUAACUCAAUUUCAUUAUCAAUAUUGUAUAUCUAACAUUGAGAAACAUUGCUACAAUGUUAAUAUAAAAGAUUGGAUUGGAUAUAAUUUUACAAAUGUACUUAGUCCCAGUACAUCUACACUACUUUGUGCUUGUUGUUUUGUGGCCCUCAAUUCUGAGAGACCUUUGCUCCAAAAAUAUUAUUUGUAAUGAUGCUUCAUUCUAAUUGAGAGAAAGAAAAUUUGUAUCCUCAUUUAGAUGUUAGUAUCCUUAGAUUAUUGUACAUGUCUAGAAAGGAGGCAAUUUUUUUUUCUUUUCUUUUAAAGAAUGCUGAUUCUGUAUACUCGUGUUUUAGUUACUUUUUGGUCAUAUAUUUUAUUACCAGUAGUUCUUUGUAACCUCGUUUAGUCUAGGAUUCUAUUAAGCUCUUUGUCCUCUUUCUCUUAUUAAUGUCACAGUGUGUAAAUAAUUACAUGUCUGACCUUCAUCAUUGGCUGAUCUCCAAGUCAAACCUUGUGUAAUUACUUGUCCCCUAUGAAAAAACUGUAUAAAGGACUUUGUCUUUCCCUAUGAUGUUAAGUACAAUGGAGUUAACUGUAAUAAAAUAUAUUCACACUGUUAUCUGAUGUGUUGUUUAUUUUCUAUCAGCAUUAUCACCAAUUCAACCAGACAAACUCUAUAGUAUUGUUAAUAGUGCUCUUCUUCUUUUUUGUAUAGUCAGGAUGACAGUGUCUCGCUGUAGGAGAGUUGGAAUGAUCACUUAUGUUGUUUAGAUUUGUGAAUACAGAUACAAGUUUACAUUCAUGUUGUUUGCAAGUUUGAUAAGGAAUUAUGUUUAUAUUUGUGUUUAUAUUAGAUCUUUUGGCUUUCAAAUUUGAUAUAUUGUGUAACAAUGAAUACAUUUCAUACUAUAUAUAUAUUUACAUUUGUAGUUAUAGAUGAAUAUUUUAGACAACUCUUUUAUCUGAUAUAUCUCUAGAUGAAAAUGGUUCAAUGAUUCUAAUAUUACCUUCUUUUGAAACUAUUAAAAAUAUUGAAAAAUAAAUAGCUCUCUUUCUUUUUCUGUGGUAAAUGUACAAUAGAAGUACACCAAUUUAAAGAUAAAACUUUAAUUAUCAGAAUUUACCUUUUUAUUAAAAAAAAAAAAUUGUUCACUUGCCUUCUGCUUGAUUGUAUGGUCAUUGUUGAGGGCUGUUUUAUUAUCUGUCAUCAACUGCAUAGUAUGCUAACUGGUUGGGAUGUAACCCUGACAACUAUUUUAUUUGUUUAAUUUUAGAUCUCAUUUCUUUUUUUUUUUAAAUUGCUUUUACAUUUUGAUAUGGAUAGUGAUUAAUAUUACAUUGGUAUGAGAACUUUUUUUUUUUACUUGAAUGCUGAUUAUAGAGCAUCAAAACAAGAAAUAUUUACUAGAAAGUUUGCAUAAUCUCAUUUGUUUGUCCAAAAAAAAAUAAUACAAAGAUUAACUGUUUUUCUUUAAACCUUUACAGAAAAUAUAUAUUCAAAAAGUCACUUUGACCUUACACAAUGUUAUUUCACUCAUUAAUAUUUAUUACAAAAGAUUUUCUCACAAAAAUAAAAAAAAGCUGGUUGUUCUUUGCAAUUGUGUACAAAUUAUUGUGGCAUCAACAUAAACAGUUAAAUUUACCAGAGUUGAAUAAUUAAAUCUAAAAUAAUUCCCCCCCCCCCCCCCCCCCUUGCAUGUACCUAACUAUAGAACAUGACCUUUGUCAACUCUCACCUAGUCAUUUUGUAAAGGGUAAAUACAAAAAAAAUGUGUUCCUCUGGCAUUGUUAAGAAAUUCCUUUAACAUUUUUUUGUACUUGUUAUUUUGAUUUUUUUUUAGAGGCCUUAUUGAUUGAUAUUAAACUAUUAUUCUGUGUAAACAAUGUAGUCAUAUCAUGUAGUUGGCUUUGCUUAUUUUCAGUCACUGGCAAUUUAAAAACCUUUCAUCAUGUUUGAAACUAUUGUUACUAAAGUUAAUUGUAACUAAUUUAUUAUCUGUAAGAAUGUGGAUCAUUACUAGUCAUAAGUUAUACCAAAAAAUAUAAAAGAUCCCUAAAAAAAUAUAUUUAGAAAAGUAAUUUUGUUGCACCAGCUUACUAUAGAUAUAUUUAGUAGUAUGAGCCAUCAGUGAUGCUUCAACACAUAACUUAAAAUUCAAAUUCUCUAUAACAAAGUUUUAGUAAAAAAAAGUAUAUCACUAAAACAGACGAGAUAUUGAUGCCAGUAAAUGUCACUUAUCAAUUUUGUUUUUUUUUAAAUCAACACAUAUUUUUCAUAUAAGCAUUUUUAUAAUCAAUUUUAAAAGCUUGCCAGUAAUCUGAAUUAACUUAUUAAAAAUAUAAAAACAAUGACCUGUAUUUGUAAAUAGUAUUUAUGGCUUCUGUAGUGCAUUUUUUGCCACUUUUUGAAAAACACAAUUUAUACAUUUGGACUGUGUUAUACAAUUUUGUUUGCAUUAAAAUUGUACCAGCUUGGCUAUGUAUGCGUGUGCACAUAAUUUGAGUGUAGAACCCUGCAGAGCAUUGAGCUAGGCCAAGUAGAAUCGUAAUAUUUGUGAUGAAGCUUUGGCUAAAUCAUAUUUCUGUGGCCUACUGUAGGAUCUUGUACUAAGAUUGCUUGUUACACUCCAAACUCUCUUUUUUUUUUAUUCCUGGCUUUUCAGGACGGUAAAGGAAGGCCAAUAUGGUAUUUGGAAAAUUAUAAUUAUUAUGUGGUCGUCAUCUCAGUUUUAUGCUUAGCUGUAUUUUUGUUUCAGUGGCCUGUGAUUUAUAGCUUUAGCAAGUUUUUUGUCAUGUAAUUUAACAACAUUGAGUGCUCAUAUAUAGUAUAUUAUUGUAAAACUUGUAUGUAUCUUAUCAAAUUACUUUUACUACUUUUAUUUUUUUUUUUUUAAAGUACCGAUUAACACUUCACUAGUUCUAAUUAGGCUCUCUCAUAUGUUAUAAAUACUAGUGCUUUAACAUUGGAGAUGUUUUUUAGUUUUAUUUUGAAAAAUACAAUUUUCAACACUAUAAAAUGUAUGUAGUUUUUUUAUUACAUUAAAAGAAAAAUGUUUUCAUAAUUUUUCUACAGCGAAAAAUAUUUAGUUUCAAUUGGAUUAAAAAGUUUUAUAAUGUUUACUACUGUACUUAAGUGUCAUGUCAAAUGACUUCUGUAUAUACCAUUGUCUUGUCAGUAUUGUGUAUCUUUAACAUAAUUGAUAUUAUAAUUAAUUACCAUUGUUGAAAGGUGGAGCUAGUUGGACAUUUUGCAUGACACAAAAUAAAGCAUAAUAUAUUUUGGCCAUCCCAGAAGGGACCAACUUUUUGCUGUAGCGUACCUUAGAGAGGGUUUGUUCAGUUUUGCCUUAAGGAAUGAAUGAAGUAGUUCCAAAAGUUUUUUUUUGCUAAAAAAAGAGUUGUAUUGUUUUUAAAACUAGCUUUAGCUUUUAUCAUCUUUCUUUGAGAGCUUUUUUAGUAAUAUUAUGAAAACAUUGUUUUAGACCACAUUAAUAUCUAAUUGAUACUGCCACUCUUUACCUCUGUUUGCUAAUAUUGAUUAUCCAAACUUAAUGUCACUGAAUUGUUGCUUUAAAUUGCAUAAUAAGCACAUAGAAAAAAAGUCUUUUUGAAAUUGUAUAAAAAAAGAAAAUUAGCCAUUCCAUUAUAAGUGCAAUGAAUUAUUUAUGUGUUUUUCAUUUUUGUUAAAAGGCUAAUUAAGCGCCACAUUUUUUUAGAACUUUUUGAUGUUAGACAUCCUAUUAAGACAAGGAUUUGUAGUUCGUUAUGUUAAUUAUAAUGUUUACUAAGUCUGCUUUAGCAUGGGCUUCUUCGUUAAAACAAUACGAGAACGAUAUGUAUUUCAAGUUGCUAACAACUAACUGGAAAUAAAAUUUGUGCAUCAGACAAAAAAUG